GGGUUCAGAGUGACGGAAAAGCCAGGUCGCCGCCAAUGAGAAAAUCGCGGCUCCGGCUCCUCCCAUAAUGCGACGGAACCUUUUUCCUCCAAGUUAGGCUCUCUUCUUCGCCUUCCCUUAAACUAUCCCUCCCCUUCCGGGGGGCCUCACCUCCCUUGUAAGGGGUUAAUUUUGCCCAAAGCUUUUCUAUCUUUAUUUUCACAAUGUUGGUUCUGUUCCAGUCCCCAGCGGGGAAGCCCCACCUUCUCGGGGACAGGCUCUAGCCGCCCUUAGCCCGGCUCAGGCGGGCUCCUCCCUCCAGUCCUGAAGGGAAGGCAGUCCCGCUUCCCCUGCUCCCUUCCAUCCUGCCAGGCUUUCCUUCUUCCUACCCUUCCUACACUCUAGGAUCCUACUCGAUCCCAUCCUCAAAGUCUAACCUCAUGGAACCCCACCUCUGGGUACCCCCUUUCCUAUUGUCCCAAUCCUCUCUCAGUCCAGCACUUCCCCUGGACCGUCCUUGCCAUAAGCUCCGCCCUACUCGAGAGGCAGCCACUGUUUGAGUCUCCGCUGUCCCACGCUUUCCUAGCCCCUCCCUUGGACAACCCCUGGUGAUCAAGCCAAUACCACCCUUCCUAGUGGCAACUAGCUGGGAAUGGCUGAAGGGGUACUACUCAGUGUUGGUGGCCUGCCAGGAGGAGGGGAAAAAAGAGGGGGCGUGGCUGAGGGGGGUGGGUCUGGGCCUGGAGAGUGAAAGCGAAAGCUGGGGCUGCUAUCCCAGACUCGAGAGCUGGCAACUGGGGAAGCAUGGCCAAGCCUUGUGGGGUUCGCUUGAGUGGAGAAGCCCGUAAACAGGUGGAUGUCUUCAGACAAAAUCUUUUCCAGGAGGCUGAUGACUUCCUCUGCAAUUUCUUGCCACAGAAAAUUAUAUCCCUGAGUCAGCUCUUGCAAGAGGAUUCCCUCAAUGUGGCUGACCUCUCCUCCCUCCGGGCUCCUCUGGACAUCCCUAUCCCAGACCCCCCGCCCAAGGAUGAUGAGAUGGAAACAGACAAGCAAGAGAAGAAAGAAGUUCCUAAAUGUGGCUUCCUCCCUGGGAAUGAGAAGCUUCUGGCCUUGCUUGCUUUGGUUAAGCCAGAAGUCUGGACUCUCAAAGAGAAGUGCAUUCUGGUGAUCUCGUGGAUCCAGCACCUGAUCCCCAAGAUUGAGGAUGGAAAUGAUUUUGGGGUGGCAAUUCAGGAGAAGGUGCUGGAGAGAGUGAAUGCUGUCAAGACCAAAGUAGAAGCUUUUCAGACAACCAUUUCCAAGUACUUCUCAGAACGUGGGGAUGCUGUAGCCAAGGCCUCCAAGGACACCCAUGUAAUGGAUUACCGGGCCUUGGUGCAUGAGCGAGAUGAAGCAGCCUAUGGGGCGCUUAGGGCCAUGGUGCUGGACCUGAGAGCCUUCUAUGCGGAGCUUUACCAUAUCAUCAGCAGCAACCUAGAGAAAAUAGUCAACCCAAAGGGUGAAGAAAAGCCAUCUAUGUACUGAGCUAAGGACUAGAAGGAAAAUAAACGAUUUAUACUUUAUGUA
Molecule: messenger RNA, 1545 nt
Organism: Arvicanthis niloticus (Nile rat)
Lineage: Eukaryota; Metazoa; Chordata; Mammalia; Rodentia; Muridae
Gene: Psme2
Product: proteasome activator subunit 2
Biological process (GO): positive regulation of endopeptidase activity; regulation of G1/S transition of mitotic cell cycle; regulation of proteasomal protein catabolic process
Cellular component (GO): nucleoplasm; cytoplasm; proteasome activator complex
Molecular function (GO): endopeptidase activator activity
Source: RefSeq, a predicted model, not a curated record